Molecule: messenger RNA, 1365 nt
Organism: Saxophila tyrrhenica
Lineage: Eukaryota; Fungi; Ascomycota; Dothideomycetes; Mycosphaerellales; Extremaceae
Exons: 3
Coding region: 1-1365 (454 amino acids)
Biological process (GO): calcium ion transmembrane transport; intracellular calcium ion homeostasis
Cellular component (GO): fungal-type vacuole membrane
Molecular function (GO): calcium:proton antiporter activity
Source: RefSeq, a predicted model, not a curated record
AUGGUGUCUCAUCAUGGCAGCAACUCGCAUCAAGCGGGUGAAUCUUCGCCGCUCUUACAACAUCAUGGCACUCACACUCUCACCGAUGGCAUAGCCCACGAAGGAGAGAGCGGCCGCUCUGGCUUCCACCCACGACACUUCUUCGCCGUUUGCUGGAGGUCUUCUAGCAAUGUCUCGAAAUAUGUCAACGUCCUAUGGCCUGCGGCUCUCGUGGCCGUCAUUUUGUACUUCGCCACCAACGCCCACAUCGGGAUCUUUGUCGCCAGCUACAUCGCAAUGGUACCCGCAGCCAAUCUUCUCGGCUUUGCCGGCCAGGAAUUCGCGCGCAAGCUCCCCAAGGUCGCCGGCAUCUUGAUUGAGACGACCUUUGGGUCCAUCGUGGAGAUUGUACUGUUUGUGGUCCUCAUCGUAAAGCACAAAGAAGAAGAGGGCAAUGGGGACGAAGGGAACAUGAUUCCGAUCAUUCAAGCGGCAAUUCUUGGAUCCAUUCUCACGAACCUGCUCUUAUGCCUAGGCCUGUGCUUUUUCAUGGGCGGCAUCAGACAGCACAAGUCCAACCAGAAGUUUCACGCCAUCGUUUCCGAGGUCGGCAAUGGUCUUCUGCUCGUUGCUGCCUUUGGCCUGCUCAUUCCAAGUGCUUUCUACUCGGCUCUCAAGUCCGAGACGGUGCAGGCAGCCUCUGACAAGCUUACCUCUGGCAAGCUACAACAUGACAUCCUUAGGAUCAGUCAGAUGACUUCGAUUGUGCUGAUCGUCGCAUUUUUUCUCUACCUCGUCUACUGCUGUACAAGCGCACACUCCAUCUUCGAUGAAGUGAUUGAAGCCGACGAACACGGAGAUCUGGACCACGAAGAAGACAUGAAGAAGCAGAAGCUCACAAUGACGGAGUGUCUGCUGGCCAUCACUAUUGCCAUCGCCCUCGUUGUCCUCCUGCUUAUCAUUCUGGUGGACCAGAUCGAGGACGUUGUCGAAGCUGGAGUGCCCGACCAGUUCCUUGGUCUUAUCCUACUUCCGCUGGUUGAGAAAGCUGCGGAACAUUUGACAGCCAUCGACGAAGCCUGGGAUGGCGUCAUGAACGUUGCUCUCUACCAUUGUCUUGGCCCUUCAAUCCAGACAGCUCUCUUCAACGCACCCCUGGUGGUGAUCGUGGGCUGGCUGAUUGGCAAGCCGAUGGAUCUUAACUUCGAGAUCUUCAUGAUCGGGUUAUUGGUACUGUCCAUACUCGUGGUCGGCAACUUCCUCCGUGACCAGGAGUCAAACUGGUUGGAGGGAGCGCUGUUGGUGAUUGUGUACGUGGUGAUAGCCAUUGCAUCUUUUUACUACCCAGAUCCAGAUGUGGCAACGUCGAACGGCAUCGGUAUAUAA